Molecule: messenger RNA, 862 nt
Organism: Hibiscus syriacus
Lineage: Eukaryota; Viridiplantae; Streptophyta; Magnoliopsida; Malvales; Malvaceae
Product: peptidyl-prolyl cis-trans isomerase CYP20-1-like
Exons: 7
Coding region: 43-669 (208 amino acids)
Biological process (GO): protein folding; protein peptidyl-prolyl isomerization
Cellular component (GO): intracellular membrane-bounded organelle
Molecular function (GO): peptidyl-prolyl cis-trans isomerase activity
Source: RefSeq, a predicted model, not a curated record
GCUUCUUAGUUUCUCCAUCUUUAUAUUAAAGUGAGCAAAGUGAUGGAGAGAUCAAGAUUGCUCUUUUUCACUUUGGUCCUCUUUGGAUCUCUAACACUCACCCAGGCAGAACAGUCGAAGGAUGAUUUGAAAGAAGUUACUCACCAAGUUUACUUAGAUGUCGAAAUUGCAGGAAAACCUGCCGGUCGAAUCGUCAUGGGACUCUUUGGGAACAUGGUUCCUAAAACAACCGAAAACUUUCGAGCACUCUGCACAGGAGAAAAAGGUAUAGGAAAGUGGGGGAAACCUCUCCACUACAAAGGCAGUACAUUUCACCGGAUUAUUCCGCAUUUCAUGAUACAAGGAGGUGAUUUUACACUCGGUGAUGGAAGGGGCGGAGAGUCGAUUUACGGUGGGAAAUUCGCCGAUGAGAAUUUUGAGCUGAAGCACACAGGGCCUGGGGUUUUGUCCAUGGCGAAUGCCGGUCCCGACACCAACGGCUCACAGUUCUUCAUUACAACCGUGACUACCAGCUGGUUGGAUGGAAAACAUGUUGUGUUUGGAAAAGUGCUCUCGGGGAUGGAUGUGGUUUACGAAAUCGAAGCCGAAGGAAGGCUGAGCGGCACGCCCAAGAGCAAAGUUGUAAUUGUUGGCAGUGGCGAAAUGAGUGUCGGUAGGGAGAGCAACUAGAUGUAGCCACGACGCUGAGAAUAAAAGUGCCUCGGUCCCUUUCGGGUGAGCCACAAACAUUACUCGUUUAAGUGUUCAUUAAAAAACCCUGUCGUUUAUUAUUUCUGAGAAAUGGGAUAAUAUAAAUUCCCAACCUCCCAAAAAAAAUUCUACUAGUUGCUAUAUUUAUAUAUAUAUUCAGCAACUGUCCCCA